Molecule: messenger RNA, 2037 nt
Organism: Alternaria incomplexa
Lineage: Eukaryota; Fungi; Ascomycota; Dothideomycetes; Pleosporales; Pleosporaceae
Exons: 1
Coding region: 1-2037 (678 amino acids)
Source: RefSeq, a predicted model, not a curated record
AUGCCUCCAAAACGUAAGGGCAACGCAGUAACUUCACCAAAGCCUGCGAAGAAAGCCAAGACCGGCGGCACUCCUACGCGCACAUCCCCGCGAAAAUCCCCGCGCAACAAGAAGAGCGGUAGUGAGACACCACCCGCAACCAGUACCGGCAAGAAGCCGAGGAAGCCAGCGCAUCCCGGGUCAAAAGCAGUCAAAGCCCCAGACGAAGACGCUAACUUCGAAUGGGAGAUUCUAGACGGCGACGAACGCUCGACGCUCGUCGUCGGUGAGGCCCAGACAAAGCGACUAACACUCAAGUUCCACCAUAGACAUGACAAGAACGAGUCAGAUCGAACCUUUAAGUACGACAGGAGGGGAGAGAAAGAGAUCAACUGGAAUAACAAGGACCACAUCAGAGACAUCAACAAAUGGCGCAACCAAAUCUUCGUCCAGAACAUGAAGUUCCCACCCAAGGUCACACACACACCAUGGACUCCCUUCGAGACCGCCUAUCUCGAGCUGUUCCACGAGAAGCUUCUGGAAGCUGCUACUGGCAAGACAGACACCUUCGUGGCGCCACAUAACGAGCUCAUAUUUGAAGCAUUCAACGACUACUUUGAGGGCCGCACUGACGUUCCUGACAAGAGCGGCGAACCAAUGGAAGAGGCUCUGGGUACGAGGCCCCCGGGUGGGCUGAAUUCGUACCUCAACCGUGCUGGUACCAAAAUUCGUGGCCUGCGAGAUCGUAUGAGAGCACUCGAGCCUAAGCUCAAGAAGAGCAAGAAGGAGGAUGCUUGGAUGCCCACCAUCACGGACGACGAGAUCGAGCAGUAUAUCAAAGGAGAGUGGGAGUCUGCUGUUGAUACUACUGCCGCUGUCGUUACUGCUACCGCUGAUGAUGAUGGCGAAGAAGAAGAAGAAGAAGAGGACGAAGAGCAAGCUGAGGAUGAAGGUGAAGAUGAAGAUGAAGAUCAAGCUGAAGACGAAGACAACGGUAAUGUCUCCGAUGGUUCUACUCUCACCACACCACCUGAAACGGACGAAGAACUUGAAAGCAUGGAGAUUGCUGAACGCGAACGUCAAGCUAAGCGUCUGAUAAUCAAGCUUAAGCUCAAACCCAGCACAGCCAGCAAGUUUCCUGGAAGCAAACGUCCAACCACCAAGCCUACGGCCAUCAAGCCUACGACAACCAAACCUACGACAACCAAGCCUACAGUCACCAAGCCUACAACAACCAAGCCUAUAACCAGCAAUCCCGCAUCAAACACGCGGAGUACUGGUAAGGCCACCUCGGGCAGGUCAAGCACCCGUUCUUCUUCGCCACCUCCCCGAGAGAAAAGCACCAAGAAGACGAGCCCCACCAAGAAGACGAUGACUGAUCCACGGAAAGCAACGGAAGCGCCCGAACCGAAAUCAAAGCCGCGAGUUGUUAAGCCCGUUGAGACACCACCAAUACCCACCCAUCCAGACGUCAUUGCCGAUCUCAAGGCUAAGGGCUACACAUGGACCGAACUACCCAAGAACAAUGAGGAGGCGAUUAAGGCGCAUCGGGAAGCGCAGAACGCGAAGCCUAGUGAGAAUGCGUGGAUCGAACCAACCAAGAAGAACCUGGAAGACCGUAUUGGGAGGCAGACAAGUGCGGAUUUUAAUCGCGAGUUCUUCAACAAGGAUCUGAAAGAGAAAUAUGAGGGCAAGGGCAAGAUGGUCAACGUGGAGGAUUGGUACGAGAAAUCUGCACGCAGAGCCGGAGCGGCGGAAGUUACGGCCUUGCUCAACACCGCUGAUAUUCCACCACUCGGUUACACAGGUGACAUCCGGGAUCUCCACAAGAAGAGGCUGUUAUCGGAGGACGAACUCGAGUUGGCUGACGCACGCGAAGUUGCCAUCCCUCGAAUGCACGAAGCAGUCGAGCGCGCGCGCCAGAUGAAGGUCAAGGAGGAAUCUGACAAAGACCCUAACUUGAAAGCGAAGCAUGAUCGGGCUACAGCUAUGCAAAAAGAUGUGGCCUACGAUUCAGACAUCACGACCUCGGGGGAAGAUACGGAUGAGGAGGCAUAA